Molecule: messenger RNA, 732 nt
Organism: Somion occarium
Lineage: Eukaryota; Fungi; Basidiomycota; Agaricomycetes; Polyporales; Cerrenaceae
Source: the annotation of a GenBank genome assembly
AGAGUUCAUUUGUCCAGCUCAAUCAAGCAGCCAUGGCAAGUCGGUGUGCACACGCUCUGCGAGCAGCCUCUCGUUCCCAUUCUUUCAUCCGACCUCAUGCGUUGGCUUUCCGUUCGAGAUCACUUGCCACUGCUGCCGCUGCCGAGACUUCCUCAUCUACACCUCCUCCUCCAUCACCAGUAUCUGAUCCCAAACUGACGAAGAUUGUUGAUGAAAUCUCUGGGCUUACAUUAUUGCAAGCGGCAGACCUGGUUUCUCUCUUGAAGACGAGACUUAACAUUCAGGAAAUUGCCAUGCCUUCGGCUGGGCCUGCGCCCGUGGCUGCUGUAGAGGAGGCUCCAGUUGAGGAGAAGCCCAAGGAAAAAACUGUCUUUAAUGUCAAGCUUGAAUCCUUCGAAACUGCUGCUAAACCAAAGAUUAUCCGGGAAGUCAAGGCUAUGGUUCCUAACCUGACACUCAUCGAUGCCAAGAAGUUCGUCGAGUCCGUCCCUACGAUCCUCAAGGAAGGCCUUUCAAAGGAGGAUGCCGAAAAGCUCAAGAAGACCUUCGAGGCUCUGGGUGGUGUUGUCGUUCUGGAGUAAUGCUAGAUUUUACCCUCUAUACUCAUCUCUAAUGCACACUUGACCAUUUGUGUGUUUCGCUCAACCUCGAAAGUACUGUAAGAUAUAUGUAAGAUAUCUUCAUAUUGCACAGGAAAAGGUAGAGAAACAAUGAUUGCUACAGUGCGAGACU